Suillus fuscotomentosus is the source of this 659-nucleotide messenger RNA. RefSeq lists its product as uncharacterized. The transcript has 2 exons. The coding region runs from base 56 to 391 and encodes 111 amino acids. NCBI's taxonomy places the organism in Eukaryota, Fungi, Basidiomycota, Agaricomycetes, Boletales, Suillaceae. The record is from RefSeq and is a predicted model, not a curated record.
CAACGGUGGCCUUGAAGGCUGAGAUGGGCAUGAAGAAGUCCUGGCGCAAGUGUCGAUGGUGAUACUGUUAUUGGCCCUACAUCCGCUCACGCCAGUCAUAGUGACUGUUAUGCCUCGUUGCAACUUGAAGUUGGCGAUACUUUUGGGAAUGACAGUGAUCCCACCUUCAGGACAAAGGUUUGCUCUUGCGAGUUUUGCUUCCAAUGACGUGAGAGCAGCGUGCAUAGAUGCAAUGUUUUUUUUUUCAUCAAUGGUCGCAGAGUACAUCGAUGGGAACUGGUCAUCUGAUUCCAUUUUCCAUCAUGGUCAUGCACUAACGAUGGCAGAAGGAGUCGUGGACUUUUACCGGGCGGAGGGGCGUAAAUGCGGCACAGCAGUAGUGUGCCUAUGAGAGUAUCGAAUUAGCUGAUUCUUGUCAUGAGUCAUACAGUAAACGCUCAGUCGGGUUCCUGUAGCAAAUGCAAUAUAACACAUUUACUUGCAGUCAUCUGGAUCGGCACUGACGAGAGAGUGGAGCUGGGGUGUAAAAGAUGAGGGGAAAAGCAGAGGCCAGAUUUAGUGUAGACCGCAAGAUGACACGAGGAGGUGCCCAAGAGUUGCGGAAUGAUGACUGAUUGAAGAACGGGAUGAUGUUCUAGCUAUGUAAUUAGCUAUAAGCG